AAUCAGCAAAAGACAGGAAUGAAAACAUGCCAGAAGAUGUUGACCCAUCCACCGAAAUGGAACAGUGAAUGGAAAGGGGAAUGUGCCUUAAUAACUCCAACCUCAUCAAAUCAUUGGCUGUGUCUGUGUUUCGUUUCACCUUUCAAAUUUUCUGCUCUAUUCUACUGACAAUAACCAAAAGAAAGAACACUAAAAAGGAAGACAGUACCAGAAUCCUGGGUGUGUCUUUUGUGGCACAAGACUUUUUGUCGAUCGUACAAAACACACACAACCGAUACUAAAAUGUAUAAGGUAUAAGGUUGUAGCUUGUCACAUACACACCAACGUAACACCUAUAUAUAGAAGUGUAUGGUUGAGGUUGUCGCGUGUUACUGUUACUAUUUCUUUUGCAUUUCGAUUUGGAUUGGGGGGAAAACAGAUAAAUGGUUUGUGAAGAAUCUUCAUCGGACACUGCCCCAUCUUCCGAGUUCUACAAAAUCGCUUCUGUUGAUUCUUCUUUUUCCUCUGCCGAAUCCAGCUUUCGUGAACUCGAUGAUGCAUUCCUUCAGACUCAAGCGAGAAUUUGGCUUGGAGAAGUAUUGCAGAUAAGACUAGAUGAGCAAAUUAUUAUAUCAGAACUACUUGCUGAUGGAGAAUUGCUGUUUCAAGUGUCAAAAGUUGUGUGGAAAUUUCUAUUGGCAAAACACAUGGAGCUAAGACAUUCAAAAUUUUACAAAAACCAACCAUUUGCUUCUAAGAAGAUCAGUGGGAGAUACAGGCCUUAUUCUAAUGUUGAUUCAUUUCUGAAGAUUUGCAAAAUUUUGGGACUUACUGGUGUUGACCUCUUCUCUCCGUCAGAUGUAGUUGAGAGAAGAAACACUCGAAGAGUUUGUAUGUGUAUACGUUCAUUCUCCAAAAAAUCAAGGUCUAUGAAUAUAAAUGUUCCAGACUUUGACAUUGUGACUUGCAUGGUAGCCAUGCCCAAGGAUUUGGUUGGAUGUAUCCGUAGGAGCAUAGAGCUGUCUCAUAGCAUCCUAGCAGAUUCCUCAGAUAGUUAUUGUUACCAAAAACAUGCAAGAGGAAAAUCUAGACAGGGUUACUCAGCUACAGGCUCCACUAGAGACUGCAAGCCAUAUUCAGACCAAUCUGAAUAUACAGAAAACCAACACCUAGUGCUUCAAUUUGAUGGCUUAGGUACGGACGACUUGUAUGAUUAUACAUCAGAGACAAACUACGACGUAGAGUCCCCCAUGGUUGAAUUUGGAAGUGUUUAUAUGCCUGAAAAUUUUGAUCAAUUGGGCAUUCAAAACCAACAUAGAAAUGAAGAUUUUAAUGAUGAUUUUGAAUUGUUAUGUUCAAUGGAAUCAUUGCAGUGUCAUUGCUCUAAGAAUGUAGAGCAUGAUUGUGAGCUGAUUUGGUCAUCAUCUCAUCCUUUUGGGGAUUUACGUGCUGACCUUAUUGGUAUGACCUCUCAUUUAGAUAAUAGAGUCGAAAAAAUCCAAGAAAGUAGGUUUAUGGACUUCGAUUACUUUGAGCAUGUGUUGUCAGGUUGGACUCCUUCGAAUGACAGAAUACCAUGUACGAUAGAUGCUAGCUCGCAUGCAAAUGAUGGGAAGGACCCGGAUCUGUUUCAGGAAGGAAAUAGUACACCAAAUGUGCCUCAAAGUGUUAGUUCUCAUGGUUCAAACCCAACUCCAAAUACUACUGAAAAUGGUAAUUGUUUUGAAAUUGGUGACAAUAUGGAGGUUGCUGGCAUGAGCUGUUUGUCAAGGGAAGCAUUGAACUUGGGAGAUCAAUUUGAUGCAGAGAACAACUGUCAGAACAUUGAGUCUUUUAAAUUGAACAAUGACAAGAGUGGUCACUGGGACAAGAUAAAAGAAGAACAUGAAUCUCAAGGCAUAAUGAAAUGUAAGGAAAUGGCAUAUGGUAUCACUUACAAUGAAAGAUAUUCAUAUUUUGUAAAGAAAUUUGAGGAAACUGAGCAUUCACUAUAUUGUUCUGAUUGGUACUUCAGAAAUUCUAAUUCUUCCGAUAGAACUGUACCUCAUAGCAAUGACAUUAGCUCAACUUCACUGAAAAAGUUACUAGCAUAUGAAGAGAGGAACUCUCAAGUUGAUUUAAAGUGCUUGGAUAAUGCUAGUUGCAACCAAUCUGGUGAGUGUCCGUCCGAUCAGUCUUAUUAUUUGCCUGAGUCUUGUAAAUGGGAUCAGAAAGGAAAAUUUGCUAUGACAUCAUAUAGAAAUAAUGGUAACAAAAGUUCUCCAUGUAUUUUGGAGGAUGGAUUAUAUGAGGAAACUACACCUUGUAAACAGAAAACUUCUGAAAUCUUGAUGUCCAAGGUUAUGUUGUCCUCUCUACGAAACGAAGAUGUAGUUAGUGGAGCUGCUAUUGAGUUGGGCACUGAUGGUAAAGAGCUAAACAAUGAUUGUCUUGCUCUUGCAUCAAAUUCUAUAGGUGUAGAUGACUCUGAAAAAUGCCCAAAUAUUGGUGAUGAAGUUAAUGAUUUCUGCAAAGGUGUCGCAACUCAAUACAUGGGAAAUGGAGACGGAGGUCAGAAAAUACUACUAGAUUUAAUAACUAAUAAUGUAGUUCCUGUCAACUGUGAUGAUCAACGCUUGAAACUUGAAUUGAAUGAUGGUCAUCAAGCAUGUCAAUAUGAGAAGGACCCUUUCUACCUUUCAGAACAUACUCAUGUAAUUAAAGAAGAAAUAAAACCGGAUGAUGAUAGCCUGCACUCCUUAGAAAAAACAGACGUGGGAGCUAUAGAAAUACCAAAAGAAAAAACUCAAAAGAGGCUACUGCUAAGAUCAGUGUUGGGUGGUGCAGCUGCUGUUGGUUUGCUAGUCAUGGUUUUGCACCUAAGGAGGAAUGGUGGAGAAAAAGCUGCACAACCAAGUAUGGCAUCUAGUCAUAAAGGCAAAGAGAAGAUACAGAAAAAAUCACCUCUGAAAGUAAAGAGGAUAAGUACAACAAAAGGGAUUUAUCCAGCUGAAAAGCUCAAGUUAAAGUAAUAAAUAUUUAAGUCUCUUACAGAUAAUGAGAAAGGUGUAAAGAAAAGUUUCAUCCUAUUUUACAAUGUUUAUCAAAUUGACCCCGGGGAAUAACAAUUUUGAAAAGCUCUUCCCAGAAUCUUUUUUCCCCGUUUCAAACAUGAUAAUAUAGAUUUCACCCUUACUCUUCAUUGCUCCAAGAAUCGUAUUGAGCAGCUAUGGUAACGU
This is a messenger RNA of Abrus precatorius (Indian licorice), 3197 nucleotides long. RefSeq lists its product as uncharacterized. The coding region runs from base 423 to 2990 and encodes 855 amino acids. The transcript has 8 exons. Gene Ontology annotation, cellular component: actin filament. Gene Ontology annotation, molecular function: cytoskeletal adaptor activity; actin filament binding. The record is from RefSeq and is a predicted model, not a curated record. Lineage: Eukaryota; Viridiplantae; Streptophyta; Magnoliopsida; Fabales; Fabaceae. Gene Ontology annotation, biological process: actin crosslink formation.